UCUCUCUCAUGCCAUGAACCACGGUUAAUCGUGUCGGAAUUACAUAACAGCUGAAAUGAGCCAAUAGCGGUGUCUGGAUCUUCCUGUGCGUUAGUUGCAUUGAUUGUGAUGUUAGCUAGAAUUCUGCAGUAUCAUUGCUAGGUGCCCCGAUCGAAAUCAUCCCAAAUUUAAAGUAUUUAAUGAUUUCUUUUUUCUAAAUUCUAGGUUGGUCGACGAGACAAAAUUUGAAGUAAGAGAAAGAAAAGGACUAUAUGAACUAAAUUGAGCAACUUUUUUUGACUUUUUGGACAUUUUUAAAAAAAUCAUUUUUGUCGUUUGUUGAAAUGGAGAGUGCCACGGAGGAAUUCUGUUCCCUUAUUUUGGCUGCGAUUUGUCUCGAUUCAUGAAGAAGCAACGCAGGAAAAGAUGUUAUGACGACUUAGAGCUUUUAUUUACUUAGAAAGAAAAAAAAAAUGUCAGUUUGAGUGUGGCCACGACGAAGAAGUGAAGAAACAAUGAGAUAAACUUGGAAAGUUAAUGGAAAUAAUUUGCAGAAAAAGAGAAAGGAAAGAUUAAAAAAAAUAAAGUGCUACUCCUAUAGUAUAAACAGAGAAUAGAAGUGAAGGGAUAAUAUCAAAUUCGAAAGACCUUUAUUUCCGCAACGGAGAAGUGAUCAAACAGAAAAACAAGGGAUAAAUAAAAAAGCUAAACAAUUUUAUUUCACGACCCCAUGUGAGAGAAGAGAGGCGUCGAGUUCUCAGAGGAAACACACACACGCACACGGACACGCAAACACGCUCUCACUCUUUUCUGUGGGCCGUUGGUGCUAUCAGCAGAAACAGUAGCAGCAGCGGCGGCGUUAAGCCUGGGAGAGUGGGGUGUCUUGGCUGAGGCAUGAGAGAGAACUAAAGCAAGAUGGGGCGGUUGGGCGGGUUGCUUGCCUGCCUGCUGCCAAUAGUGGUCGGUAUAGCUUCCACCCCGACUACCAUCGGUACCAACACGACCCCUACCACAACACCAACAACAAAACCAGGUACCAGCUACCAAGUUACCACUGCCAGUGGACCUGCUACAGCGCCGAUUGCCACUGACGUCACUGCUCCGGUCAAGUCAGAUGACGUAGAGGAUGGACAUUCGGGACCUCCUUUAGCGCCCCGACAAACGAAUGCGGGCGGCGCCCAUUUCCAGGAGGAAUCUCAUCACCACUUGACACAUCCAGGUUCCCAAAGCACCACUCAGGGACAUCUCCGGAAUGCCACUGCUGGCGCUGCUGCUGCUGCGUCUGGCCCCGCUGCUCAAGGCCAAGUCUCAAGUCCAAAUGGUUCCGCAGAGGGAUAUCCCGAGAGGAGGAGGAGGAGGAGGAAGGAGGAGUGA
This is a messenger RNA of Macrobrachium nipponense, 1353 nucleotides long. RefSeq lists its product as uncharacterized. Lineage: Eukaryota; Metazoa; Arthropoda; Malacostraca; Decapoda; Palaemonidae. The coding region runs from base 895 to 1353 and encodes 152 amino acids. The transcript has 3 exons. The record is from RefSeq and is a predicted model, not a curated record.